AUGACGAAGGGAACAUCAAGCUUCGGUAAACGCCGAAAUAAGACUCACACACUAUGUAGAAGAUGUGGCAGAUCUUCUUAUCAUAUACAAAAAUCAAAAUGCGCUCAGUGUGGAUACCCUGCAGCCAAAUUACGCUCUUACCACUGGUCGGUGAAGGCUAAGAGGAGGAAGACCACUGGAACUGGUCGUAUGCGUCAUCUCAAGAUUGUCAGAAGGCGCUUCCGCAAUGGUUUCAAAGAGGGCCAACCUACCCCUAAGAAAGCUGUUGCCUCCUCGUAG
This is a messenger RNA of Pieris macdunnoughi, 279 nucleotides long. Lineage: Eukaryota; Metazoa; Arthropoda; Insecta; Lepidoptera; Pieridae. The record is from the annotation of a GenBank genome assembly.